AUGGAGUCGAACCAGAAGCUCGGUUCCAAGAGGCCUUUCGCAGACGCGUUCGACGCAGUAGACGACACCAUGUUCUCCUUCGGCCAGACCGGAGACCUUUUUGAUCGGGGGCUCGACCAAUUAAUGACGUACAUGGGCGAAAUGGGAGGUAUUGCCGAGAAGGAUAACAAAUUGCUCCCUAACGCGGACAGGCUUCUGCCUGAUGAUGGUCCCGAGGAGUCCGUCGGGGAGGGAGGCAGCCAUGACAAUUUCGGCUUGUUCGACUCGAACCCGUUCGGUGCGAUGAAACCCGCUGCGGCGUUGUUUCCGGAAGGUUCGUGCGAGCCGCAGCUGGUCCCGUGCGCUCCGAAGCCGGCGGCGACGACGACGACGACGAACGACGUCGCAGGCUCGGUCGCAGACGGAGCGCUCGGAUCGCCUGACGCGUUCAGCUCGCCGGACGGUUUCGCGUCGGAGGAUUUCAAACUGCCCUUCGGGAUGGAUGACGUGGAUGCGUUAAAUCAGCAGGACCUUCGUUACAAUCUCAUGCUCAGAGGAGCGGGCCUUGCAGAACAUUCUACCGCGGAUGCUCCGUCGCAUCCCAAAAUGGAGUACCCGGAAUAUCCAGCGCAUCACCCAAUGAACCACCCGAUCUAUCCGCCGCACAUGCCGCUCUACUACCCGGGAAUGCCCACCAUGCCGGUUCCCUACUACGGCAUGCCGUACCCUCCAUUCGCGUAUAACCCGUGGAUGGCUCCUUAUUCUUCGCCUUACAUGCCUCCCCAACAUGCGAUGCCUGGAACCAGCGCUAUUGCCUCCGACCCUGCUGCUAUCGCGCGUCAGCGUCGCCUGGUCGCGGAUUCCGUGCGCGGAAAGCGACGACGACACGCGCUCAACGCGUCCUCGCAGUUCCCUUCCCCCGCAUCUUCCGCCGCACCUUCCGCGAUGCCUUCCGCGUCCCUCUACGGCCACCCUGUCCCAUCCUCACCGUCCAUGCUCCCCUGGGCUCACGUCAAUCCCGAGGCUGCUGACUCGGCGAACACCUCUCCCUCUUCGCCGUUCGUUCCCGCCGCUCCUCUCCCGCCGUUCUCCCCCGCCGUCGUCCCGUCGACUCCGAAAGCCGUCGCGUCUCCCGCACGGUGCGCCUCGCCUGUCCCUUCAUCCUCCCUUGCUGCGGUGGUGAAAACCGGCGCCGGGAAGGCUGCGGCUAAGAGUCCGCUGGGCAGAGUUGCUCCCCCCCCUGCUGCUGCUGCUGCUGCUGGCAAAUCUCCUGCCGUGAAGUUUUCAGCUGACGCGGAGGUCGCCGCUGCUCCCGCCGCUGCCAUGAAGGUUUCGCCGGUCCUGAAGAUUGAAGAGGACGUGUUUGUUCCUACCGCUACCGCUACCGUUAUCCCCGCUGUUGCCGCUCCUGCGGCUGGGCCGCAAGCUAAGGGAGGGAAGGCCGCGGCGAAGCAGCAGCGGGACGAGCGGCGUGUGAAGCGGCUGCUGCGGAACCGCGUGAGCGCGCAGCAGGCGCGGGAGCGGAAGAAGAACUACGUUGCGGAGCUGGAGCAGCGGUGCGAGACGGUUGAGAGGAGUAACGCGGAGAUUGAAGGGGAGAUUGCAGCUCUUAUGGCGGAGAACGAGCGGCUGAGGCAGUCCAUGCGGAGGGCUAUAAGGGAGACUGGUGUCUGA
This is a messenger RNA of Closterium sp. Yama58-4, 1653 nucleotides long. The record is from the annotation of a GenBank genome assembly. NCBI's taxonomy places the organism in Eukaryota, Viridiplantae, Streptophyta, Zygnematophyceae, Desmidiales, Closteriaceae.